AUGGCGGGUGUCACCGGGACUUUUGAGCUCGUUCUGAGAGCUAUCUUCCUCUCUAUUAAUAACGAGCUCGCGAGGGAUACCUGUGAGCUUGGGGCGCCGUUGGAAUUUCGAAUUGGUGGUCCCUUCCAGCGCCUACGGACCCUGAGCCAGGCCCCUGUCGCCCAGAAGACCCUACAGGAUACUCCACGAGUCGAUCCCUAG
Clonostachys solani is the source of this 201-nucleotide messenger RNA. The record is from the annotation of a GenBank genome assembly. Lineage: Eukaryota; Fungi; Ascomycota; Sordariomycetes; Hypocreales; Bionectriaceae.